Nicotiana tabacum (common tobacco) is the source of this 2337-nucleotide messenger RNA. Its product is annotated as BTB/POZ domain-containing protein POB1-like. The record is from RefSeq and is a predicted model, not a curated record. Lineage: Eukaryota; Viridiplantae; Streptophyta; Magnoliopsida; Solanales; Solanaceae. Gene Ontology annotation, molecular function: protein binding. Gene Ontology annotation, biological process: response to red light. Gene Ontology annotation, cellular component: nucleus.
UACUAUGAACCCACCAUUACCUAUACUCAAAUUUGUCCCCUUCUCUCUCUUCUUUUUUCUCUCACUAGUUUAAUAAUUCUGCAACAACUCGAAUCCAAAUAAAUAUCUUAUCUCCAAUUUAAUCUCACGCCAUAACUGAUUCCCAAUAUCAAAUCCUCGCAACAAACCAGCUAGGGUUUUUCGAUAGAGAAUAGUAUGAAGGACCAGAAUUUGGACCUAUUCGACCCGAGAACGGCUGUAAUGGACCCCGAAUUCUCCCCAACCCGUACCCGGGAACCCGAUUUCGCUUUUGCCUUCAACGAUAGCAACUUCUCCGACCGUGUCCUCCGGAUCGAGAUCGUCGGCGACUCGCUCGACGGCGACGGCACUUCUGAUUCUCACGGCUGCCACAGCCUUGCUGAUUGGGCGCGUAAUCGCAAGCGCCGCCGUGAAGAUUUCAAAAAGGAAAAUGACAUGUGCCACUCGUUUGCAGCUUUGGAUAUCACAGCAUGCCCUGAAGAGCAGAUAAUAAGCUGUAACCAAAUUGAUAGUGAAGAUGCUGAUAAUGAAAAUCAAGACGAAUCAGUUGUUGCAAUGAUUGAAGAGCCAAACUCAGGAGAUGAAGCUGCUAAUAGCGACGAUUCAACUUGGAACUGUGAUUCUCCAAGAGUUAUAAAAGUUAAAACAUUACACAUUAGCUCCCCCAUUUUAGCAGCAAAGAGUCCAUUUUUCUACAAGCUCUUUUCGAAUGGGAUGAGAGAGUCUGAGCAAAGACAAGUAACUCUGCGGAUUAAUGCUUCAGAGGAAGCUGCAUUGAUGGAGCUCCUGAAUUUCAUGUAUAGCAAUACAUUAACUACAAGUACAGCUCCUGCUUUGCUGGAUGUACUCAUGGCUGCUGACAAAUUUGAGGUUGCUUCUUGCAUGCGGUAUUGCAGCCGGCUAUUACGCAAUUUGCCUAUGACUCCGGAGUCGGCGUUGCUGUAUUUGGAGCUUCCUUCUAGUGUCCUGAUGGCUGAAGCAGUUCAGCCAUUGACCGAUACAGCAAAACAAUUCCUAGCUGCAAGAUACAAAGAUAUAACCAAGUUUCAAGAUGAGGUCAUGAAGUUACCUCUUACUGGUAUUGAGGCAAUUUUGUCUAGUGAUGACCUCCAGGUGGCAUCAGAAGAUGCCGUAUAUGACUUUGUCUUGAAGUGGACAAGGGCUCAUUUUCCCCAGAUAGACGAACGGCGAGACAUUCUUAGUUCAAGACUUGGGCAUUGCAUCCGUUUUCCUUUCAUGAGCUGCCGAAAGCUUCGGAAGGUUCUCACAUGUAAUGACUUCGAACAUGAGUUUUCAUCCAAGCUUGUGCUUGAGGCCCUCUUUUUUAAAGCUGAGGCCCCUCACCGUCAGCGAACUCAAGCUGCAGAAGAAUCAGCUUCGUCUAGUCGUCGUUUUGUGGAGCGUGCAUACAAGUAUCGGCCUGUUAAGGUGGUUGAGUUUGAACUUCCACGGCAACAAUGUAUAGUCUACUUGGAUCUUAAGCGGGACGAAUGUGCUAAUCUGUUUCCAUCUGGGAGAGUAUAUUCUCAAGCUUUUCAUUUGGGUGGGCAAGGGUUUUUCCUAUCCGCACAUUGCAACAUGGAUCAGCAAAGCUCUUUCCAUUGUUUUGGUCUCUUUCUUGGAAUGCAGGAAAAGGGUUCAGUUUCAUUUGCAGUCGAUUAUGAAUUUGCUGCAAGGACAAAACCAGCAGAGGAGUAUGUCAGCAAAUACAAAGGGAACUACACUUUUACUGGGGGUAAGGCAGUUGGCUACCGCAACUUAUUUGCCAUACCCUGGACUUCUUUCAUGGCUGAGGACAGUCUCUAUUUUAUUAACGGUGUACUCCAUCUCAGGGCUGAACUUACUAUCAGGCACUGAUUUUCUUAUCUCCACGAUGUGAAUUAAUGCUGUUGUUUUGCUUAUUAGCUGAGCCGAAGUCCCAAUCUUUCUUGGCUUUGAACAAGCAAAGAAGAAAGAUUUAGGUGUCAGUACUAACUGUCAUAGGUAUUGAAACAUUUUGUAAUCCUUUUGACCAUAGUUCAUCCUUGUGCUCUCAAAACAUGAGAGAGGAUGUAAAUGGAAUUCAGAGAGAGAGAUAUUGGUUGUUCUAACCUGUUCAAAUGCAAUGGAAGUUCGGAGGUUCUUUUGAACAUUGUGAACAGGUUAUUUAACUUUCUUAUGCCCCGGUAGAAAAUGUAUAAUUUAUGUGUAGCUAUGAGAGUAUCAGCAUUGUAGCAAAAUCCUUCUACUGACUAAUGUUAUUCCUUCUUAGCAGUAUGCACGAGGCAACGGCAGUGAAUAAACUGAGUUGUGUGGUAUGGUAAAUGUUGUGGUUGCUAA